This is a messenger RNA of Patella vulgata (common limpet), 4425 nucleotides long. Its product is annotated as ankyrin-3. The coding region runs from base 20 to 2149 and encodes 709 amino acids. Gene Ontology annotation, molecular function: protein binding. The transcript is spliced from 10 exons. Lineage: Eukaryota; Metazoa; Mollusca; Gastropoda; Patellidae. The record is from RefSeq and is a predicted model, not a curated record.
CUCCCUUGCUUGAUUCAAGAUGUCUGCCUCCAGUGCAAGAAAGGGGAAUGGUAAUAAUAAUAGUGAGAGGAAUUUCGAAAAAAGGGAAAAAAGAAGAAGAAUACGCAAGCUUCAAGAAGCCAUUGAUGUAAACAAUAUCCAACUGGUACAGGAAAUACUGGUAGAGAAAUUUGAUGUUGAUUUUCAGUAUAGAGCACACACGUCAUUACAACUAGCAGUCCGAUUAGGAUUUUUUGACAUCUGUCAGUUGUUAAUUAAUGCUGGAGCAGACGUGAAUGCAGCUGAUGUAGAAGCAAAUAGUUUGUUGAUAAUUUCAAGUCAAUUAGGUUAUGAUAACAUAGCAACACUUUUGAUACAACAUAAUGCUAAUACAAAUUUUCAAAAUUCAGAUGGCGAUACUGCACUUAAUAUUUGUGCAUGUGAAGGAAAUACAGCCAUCACCAGUCUUCUAUUGUCAGUUGAAUGUGACAUAAAUAUUUGCAACUAUAGAAUGGAAUCUCCUCUAUAUUCUGCCUGUAGAAAUGGUCAUAUUGAUAUUGUGAAAGUCCUGGUGGCUGAAACAGAAUGUGAUAUCAACUGGGGUUCAAACAGUCAUUACACACCUUUAAUGAUCUCCUGUGAACUCUGUUGUCUAGAAGCUGUUAAAGUUCUUCUAAGUUCAAAUUGUUUGAUAAAUAAGCAGGAUCGUUCAGGGCAAACAGCAUUAUAUAUAGCAUCAGUUAAUGGUUAUAUAGAUAUUAUUAAAGAACUGAUCAAAGCUAAAGCAGAUACAAAUAUAUCAACAGUAAAAGGCAAUACUCCAUUAUUAGGUGCAAUUCGUAAUAAUCAUGUUGAAGUAGUAAAAUUACUGAUAGAGGCAGGAUGUGAUAUAGAUAAAGCUGAUCGUUUAAAACAGACUCCAUUACAUGCUGCAUUAAAACAAGUAUCACAGUAUUUUGAUGCCAAGGAAAGUAAACCUGUUGAACUCGUCAACUUGUUGGUUCAAGCUAAUGUCAAAUUAGAUGUAUUUGACAACCAGGGCUGGUCACCUCUGUAUCAGGCUGGUUUUAGUGGAGAAAAAGAAUUAUGCCGUCUGCUAUAUGAAAAACAGGCACCAAUAGAUGGCGUUACAUUAAAAGGAGAGACACUAUUACAUGGUGCUGUGUUUGGUAAUAAUGAAGAAAUUGUUCAAAUGUUUGUUGAGGCAGGUUGUCCAGUUGAUGUUGUUAAUAAAGAUGGUCAACACCCACUCCAUACAGCUAUUUCAACCAGGAGUAAAUAUGAGAUUAUAAAGGCAUUAAUAGAGGCAGGAUCUAAUCUUAAUUUACCAGAACCUACUCAGAAACAGACACCAUUACAUGAAGCUAUUUGUCAGCAUUAUACAGAAGCUGCUAUUUUACUUAUUGAUUCAGGUUGUGAUUUGAAUGUGGAGAAUGAUAAAAGACAGACACCAUUGUUUAAAGCCUGCGAGAAGGGUAGUAAUAAAGUCGUACAGCAUAUAUUAAAACAACCAGCAUUAAAUAAAAAACCAGCUAAUGCUACCCUAGUUUCACCAUUACAUAUAGCCUGUAAACAAGGUUUUAUACAUAUUGUAGAGAUGUUAGUUGAAGCUGGUUAUGAUAUCGAUAUGCUUAAUUUUGAAGGAUUAUCACCAUUUCAAACUGCUCUUCAAGAAGAUAAGCCAGCUAUAUGUAAAAUUUUGCUCAAUUUUGGUUGUGAUAUUGAUGCUCAUAAUACUAAAAUGAAACACUUGAUGAAAUGUUGUCUAGUUUAUGAUGACCCACAUCCACACUUUUGUCUUGAGCCAUUUUUCUUAGCCAUGACACACAAAAAUAUUGAAAUGAUAAAAAUCAUGAUUCAAAGCUAUGAACAUUUGCCACAUAAAGUUCUUAAACUUUUAGACACAAUUCUGAAGACAACAUCAGAAAUCAAUGUACACUAUAGUGCUAGCAUGAGGCAAGAGUUAGGCAGAUUAUUUCAAAAUGCAAUGAAAAUGCCUAGAUCUCUGUUAACUAUUUGUCGUAAUAAGAUCAGAAGUCAUCUUGGGGCGCCAUUAAAGGAUAAAGUUAGCAAGCUACAAGUUGCUAAUAAGGUGAAGGAUUAUCUAUUAAUGUCAAGUUUGUUAGAUAAAGCACCUGUUGAAGAGUUGUUAUCUGAUGGGUGGUCUUAAUAUUUGUGUUAUUUCUGAUAUAAUAAUAUGUUUUCAUGUUUAUUUAUAUAUUUGCAUUGGGUGAGGUUAUGUUUCUCAUCACUUUGUUAUGUUUGGGUUGAAUAAAGUUCAGUUAGUGACAGGUAACUGCUGAAUGAUUCAACCUAUAAAUGCUGUAUAUUUACAAACAGAUCUUCUAACACUUCUAAAAUUGUGUUUCUCAGCAUUUGACAUUUUGCAUUCACUCAUGUACAAACACACAGAACUAGGAAUCCCUGGGGAUUAGUGUGACUGUCAUUAUUCACUAUUAAUUAAAAGAAGGAUUAGCUUCAACAAAAACAUAAGAUUGAGUUUCAAUAAUGUGGCAACAGUCACACAUUAGUUUUAUAUCAACAUCAACUCGAAACCGACUCAAACUCGACUACAUUUAGAUGAAAUCAACUCUCUACUGGAGAUAAGUGUGUUGGGAUUGGGAACACCAACGUAACACCUGCAUUACUUAACACUAUCACCAGAACUUGACAUUAUUGGGAUAUAUACAGUAAUAAAAUCAACUAGCAAAUACACUUGUCAACAACAUCAAAAGAUUCAGUAUUUGUGUUUGACUUUGAGCAUGAAACUGGACCUCACCCAUUGAAUUGCAUGAACAAAUUAUAUGUGUAAUAUAUUGGUAUCUAUAGAGUAUAAAGGAAAGGUACAGUUGAUGACAUCUCAAAUUUGAUACAUUAUUGAUCGCAUGAAAUCCAGGUGCAGAUUUUGGUGUGUAUUAUAACCAUGAAAUUCAGGUUUGAAUUUUGGUUUGCAUAAUAUUGCAUGAAAUCCAAGUGCAGAUUUUUGUGUGUAUUAUAACUAUUAAAUCUAGGUGCGGAUUUUGGUGUGUAUUAUAUCGCAUGAAACUUGGUGUGUGGAUUUCGGUGUGUAUAUUAUCACAUAAAAAUUGAGGUGCAGAUUUUGGUGUAUAUUAUAAUCAUAAAAUCCAGGUGCGGAUUUUGAUGUGUAUUACAACCACGAAAUCCAGGUGCAGACUUUGAUGUGUAUUAUAUUGCAUGAAAAUGGAGGUGCGGAUUUCGGUGUGUGUAUUAUAUAUCCCAUAAAAAUUGAGGUGCAGAUUUUGGUGUAUAUUAUAACCAUGAAAUUCAGGUGUGAAUUUUGGAGUGCAUGAAAUCCAGCUGCAGAUUUUGGUGUGUAUUAUAACCAUAAAUCCAGGUGCAGAUUUUGAUGUGUAUUAUAUGGCAUGAAAAUUGAGAUUGAGGAUUUUGGUGUGUACUGUAACACUGUUAUAGUAGUGAUAACAGAGAUCAGUUUCGUACCUAUAGGGUUUAUUUACAUCGGGAACAGAAUAUAAAACAGCUACAUAAAUAAAACAGGAACUAAAUUACACCAGGAAUAUAAACAAUAACAUUAACACAGUACAUUAAUAGUUUAAGAUAACCAUUCUGCGGCUGAACUUGGGCGAGUCCAUACACCCGUCUCAGCUCCUCUCUUCCUCCUGUCUCUCUCUUCAUCUUCUCUCCUAACAACAGAAAGCACAGGGUCUUAUAUACCCUCGUAUAGCUGACUGUGAAAAUUCUAUUUAAUCAAGAGCAUUGUCACUACAUGUGGAAAUGUAGUGGACAGUAUAUGUUAUAUCAUAGGUCAAUAACAUGUGGGGUUCAAAUUGGUUCUAUGCAUUAAAUAAAUACUUUACAUAUAAUAUAAUCUUAAUAUGAUACAAUUUAUGGAGCACUUUGUCACAGUAUUAUAUUGCAUGAAAAUUGAGGUGCGAAUUUGAGAGGAGCUCCCACAUUAGCUUGCAUAUAAAGGUUAUAAGUGUAUCAACAAUACUGUUUUUCUCUAGUCAGUGAAUAUCAAUAGAAUAUCCUAGUCUUAUAUUUAUUAUGAAAUAAUUAUACCUGUCGGGAUGUCAUUAUCUACACAAUUGUCAAAAGUAUCACAACAUAAUCUAAUUUGCAAUAGAACUGUUUAUCUAAAUCAUAUUAAUGCUUGUGCAUUUAAGUAUCACUAAUAUCAAGGGUAUUUUUACUUGAAUUGCUUUAAAAUUUUAGACAAACUGAUAUAGCAGUGUACACUGUAGAGUGAGCAUGUGGUAACACUUUUGUGAUUGACAUUUGUGAAAAUACCAUGUUAUAUUUGAGAGGAAUAACAGAUAUACCAUAUUCAGAAUUGAUUGUUUUCAAAGUGCAAUAAGUUUUGAGUUAGUAUAUUUUGUAACUUAAAUAUAAACAGUCUUCCGUCCAUAUGAAAUUAUUUAUUUGAGUUUUGUAUCUUAUUGUUUGAAUAAAAAUAAUACAAAAGAU